AUGCCGUAUCUUUGGGUCAGAAUCAUGCGUGAAGACUGGACCCUUCGAUGGUACCACGCGUUCCAGGGACCUUUCCUACUUCGACGACAUCCGCCGCCUCCGACCCCUCAGGGAUAUCUGAAGCCACUCAUUAAAGAUUAUUACAGUGGUCAUCUUACACCUGAAGAGCUAGCAUAUGUACGAGCUUCCGAAGAAUUACUACAGUCGGUUCAAAUCUUCGGAUCUGAGGCACCUGCGCUUGAUAAAGACGACCAGCUCAUGCUGCCACCGCCAGCUCACUCGGCACCACCUCUCCGAAAUCGAUCGUCAAAUGCCUCUUCAUUCCAUCUUACACCGCCUCGACCGGAUGGCGCAUGGAACAGUCUACCAGUUCUCGCCUGGAAGGUGAAUAGGUUCCUACUACGGGGUAUCGAAAAGGAUGUAAUCAGUAUGCAACGGCGCAAUGCCGUUCUUAGCUGGGACUUGGAAGACAUGCACUCCAGAGCAGCCCGAUACGACAAUCGAGCCGAGUACAUGUAUUCCGCGUUACAAAUUCUAACUGCUGCUGCGGCAUCAUUCACCCACGGCGCAAAUGAUGUUGCAAAUGCUAUCGGGCCAUUUUCGACAGCUUAUGAUGUCUGGUCAAACGGUGUCGUCAGUGACGAGGUUGAUGUCCCAAUCUGGAUUCUCUGCUUCGGUGGAGGUGCCAUUGUCCUGGGACUGCUUACAUUUGGAUAUCACGUCAUGCGCACACUUGGAAACAGACUUACUCUAAUUUCUCCAAGCAGAGGAUUCUGCAUGGAGCUGGCUAGUGCCAUCACCGUCAUUAUGGCAACCAGACUGCGACUUCCCGUCUCGACGACACAGUGUAUCACAGGCGCCACAGUCGGAGUCGGCCUCGCCAAUGGCGAUUGGAGGUGUAUUAACCCUAAACUUGUCGGAUGGAUAUAUAUAGGAUGGGUAAUUACGGUGCCCGUCACAGCAAUAAUUUCGGGAUGCCUUAUGGCCUUCAUGCUGAAUGCUCCCCAUUGGACAUGA
This is a messenger RNA of [Torrubiella] hemipterigena, 1017 nucleotides long. The record is from the annotation of a GenBank genome assembly. Lineage: Eukaryota; Fungi; Ascomycota; Sordariomycetes; Hypocreales; Clavicipitaceae.